This is a messenger RNA of Vespa velutina, 6050 nucleotides long. RefSeq names its product leucine-rich repeat-containing protein 15-like. NCBI's taxonomy places the organism in Eukaryota, Metazoa, Arthropoda, Insecta, Hymenoptera, Vespidae. The record is from RefSeq and is a predicted model, not a curated record. Gene Ontology annotation, molecular function: transmembrane transporter binding; potassium channel activator activity; voltage-gated potassium channel activity. Gene Ontology annotation, cellular component: voltage-gated potassium channel complex. The transcript has 3 exons. The coding region runs from base 1237 to 2445 and encodes 402 amino acids.
UUAAUUCAUUCAUCUAAACCCAUUUCUAUCCUUAUCAUAUAGUCUCCAUUAAAAAAAAAAAAAAAAAGAAAGAAAAAAGAAAAGGAAAUAAAAAAAAAGAAACAAAAAUUAAUGAUAUUGAAUUAUUUAAUCGGCAACUUAAACAUAAUAUUCAAAUAUAAUUAGUUUAUUUUUUUCGACGUAUUCUUAAAGAAAAGAAAAAAUGUUGCAUUAUUUUGUAAGAAAAUCCUUUGAAAUUUGAAAAGUUACACGACAUAUUUUUAUGAUAUACGAUAACUCCGAAAUGGAUUUGAUUUGAUAAUAAGAAUUGUUGCUCGAUGUCAUACGUAAAUGAGAGAAAGAGACAGAGAUAAAGAAAGAAAGAUAGAGACAGAUAUAAAGAUAAAGAUAAAGAUAGAAAUAAAGUUAGAGAUAGAAAGAUAGAGAAAGAGAGAGAGAGAGAGAGAGAGAGAGAGAGAGAGAGACAGAGAAAGAAAUAGACAGAGACAAUAAUUACGAGCUUGCGCAGAAGAUAUUUGCAAAGGAGAGGGUAGGAUGAGUGGCCGGCGUAGGGGAUAUGCAAGGGGAAGGGAUAUAGGGAAGAGUGGCUAAGGAGAAAUAAAGCGCAGCGAGCUACGUCGUCCGCGUUGAAUGUAACCGUGGAUGUUGCAUGGAAAUUCGUGUUAUCUCUUCCUUUCGAAAGGUGCGAUUUUAACUUCGUCUUGUGAGCAAAAAGUUUUCCUUUCUUACUUUUAUAUAUAUAUAUACAUAUAAACACACACACAUAUAUAUAUAUAUAUAUAUAUAUAUAUAUCCCUUUCUCUUUCUCCCUCUUUCUCUAUCCUUCCUUCAUAAAAAUCCAAUCCCUUCAUUUUCAACGUCGUUCACGUUACAACCCUUUUUAUAUUUCUCUUAUCUUUUUAUCUUUCGGUGUUUGGUGAAUUUGUCUCUUCUUCACAACAAGUGUGUCACAAAGUGAAUGAGAAAAAAAACAAAAAAAAAAAAAAAAACAAAAAGAAAAAAGAACAGUGAUUCAUUUAUACUCGUGCGCAUCGAGAAAAGAUAAAUCUCGAAUCUAUCUCAUCUUUGAUCUCUUCCUAGUUUUUGUUUCUUUUUUUUUUCCCCCCAUUGUGUCUCUCAUCACUUUGGCUUGAUAGUUUGAACGUUGUCUUUGAGGAGAUACAAGAACUACGUCCCACAUCGUCGCUGACUUUUCUGGAUAUGACGAGGCAUGCGCCGUAAACAAUUCUGGGAUUGAUGUAUCACAGGGCGCAGAUCUCGAUUUACUUUGUACUGUGUACAGCGACGGUGAGCCUAGCGCUUUCCACGAAUCAAGAUAAAAAUACAGCCGAGAACAUACAAUGCCCUCCAGAAUGCAUCUGUCUUUCCCAGAAGGUGAUUUGCAAUACGGGAGGGCUAGAGGAUAUACCGACCCAACAUUUACCAGAAGGAGUAGAGGAAUUGUCUCUAACGAAAAAUAAUUUUCCUAUAAUAAAGACCGAUGCUUUCGCCGGUCUACGUGUACUGAAAAAACUCUCAUUGGAUGGUAACAAUAUUUCGUCUAUAAGACCAUUUGCCUUUCGUGGAUUGAACAAAUUACGAGAGCUUUCGAUUCAGGACACACCUUUGUCCUAUAUCGAAAAAUUUUCUUUCGCCGCCCUUCAGAACGUUUCCGUUCUAUUACUGGCGAAUAACAAGAUCCGUUACGUCGAGGGUUACGCAUUUGCCGGUACCUCAAAUAUUCGUGCUAUACUUUUAAGCAACAAUCCAUUAUUAAGUUUACAUAGUCAUGCUUUUACCGGUUUGACAAACGUCAUCAGACUUAUUUUACCAUCGGGUAUUCGUAACAUCGAACCAGAUGCUUUCGAUGGAUUACAUACGGUUGGUCUAUUGAAGCUCACCUUCAUGGAUCUUUCUAGUUUGAAAUCCUACACAUUUCGUGGCCUAAGCCACGUGAACUCUUUAAACAUUCAAGAAAGCGAUUUAGGUGUCAUUCAAAAAGACGCAUUCACUGGUUUGAUUUAUGUUGAUCAUCUUAACAUUCUCAACAACAAGAUUGACCUAAUUGAAAGAUUUCAUUUGAGAGACGAAAAUACUGUGAACAUCCUUAGGUUUCACGGUAAUCACGUACUCGAGGCUCCUCGUCAUGCAAAGGACAUAGUUCUAGAAGUGAAUUCGAUCAGUGCGAUCGACAAUCACUUCCCUUGUGACUGUCAAGCUCAUAAUAUUCUCGAGAGCGACUUCGUUAACGGUAGCGCUAUUGAAUUUCAACGUAAAAAUUAUUGUAUAUCGCCGAUCGAAUACAACAAUAAACCAAUGAAUUUGAUCGACUUUGAGCUUAUCGCCAAUUGUUACGACAAUGUCGUACAGGACAAUCUUGGCUCGGGUGUGGUCAUUGCAAUGUCCUCGUCGCCUAUGAUAUUGUUAAUCGUUAUUUUUCUUUUCAAAAGUUUCUUAUUACCUUGAGAACAAUUUUCUAUACUUUGAGAAUAAUUUAUCGGUGAAUAUAUUUCGACGUCCUUUUGGAUCAUUUUCGAACGAAGAAAAUGAUCGAUUAUUAAUCGCUCUUUGAUUUUCCAAAGACUGGAACACGAUUUAUUGAUCCGCUUAAUUUAUAUAUUGGAUCUCCAAAAGAAAAAGAAAAAGAAAAAAAAAGUAAAAAGAAAAAGAAAAAGGGAAAAGAAAAUAUUAGAUAAUGUAAAAUCGUACUUUCAUUCCUAAUCCAUUUUCACUCACUAGUCCUGAUUGAAAUAGACCGAAUUAAAUAGGUUAUCUUACGUUUGUAUAAUCUUUCAAUUUAACGAUCAUAUUCUCUUUGCUACUUGUUCUUCCAUAUUUUUUUCUACGAGUUUCUUACAGUUUUUGAAUUUUUCAAGUUAAAUUAUUAUGAAAUAAUGAUGAUGAUGAUAAUGAUGAUGAUGAUGAUAAUGAUGGUGGUGGUGGUAAUAAUGAUGAUGAUGAUGAUUAUGAUGAUGAUUAUAAUGAUAAUAAACUUUCCAGUGAUUCGAAAAAUCGUUAAUACGAAAUUUAACUCGAAACAUUGGAUCGUUUAAAUUGUUUAAGAAUGUUUUGAGAAUUAUUUAAGAAUUGUUUUAGAAUGAAAAUUAUAUAAGAGAAUGAUCAUCCAUCAUGAUCGAUUUCGUUCGUAAGUUAAACGCACGAUCGAUCUAUAUAGUUAGCUUGAUACUUUUAUACUGCUAGUACUUCUAAAUAUCAUAAAACGCCUAAUUGCACAGCAAAAUGACACAAUUUCGACAAUUCUAAUCAUUCAAUUCGACGCUAUAAAUGGGAUACGAUGGUAUCGUUGUUAAAAUGUCGAUAAGAACAUAUCAAACGGCGAAAGAAAAAUAUUAAUUAAUAUUGUUAGCAAAGCUUAUAUUAUGUCCAAUUUGGGCGACCUUGUUUCGCGUGUUCAUUUCAAAUUUGUUGAAAAGUUUCAAGCAUUAAAAAAAGAAAAGAUAAAAAAAAAAAGAAGAAAAAAAAAGAGAGAAAGCAUUAUAAAAGGAAAAAAAGUUGUUUAUGUAAUUUAAGUAAAAACGAAAAUAAGAAAGUACGAUAUUUAUACGAGAUUUAAUUAUUGUUAAAUGUUAAAUUUGUCGUUCGUUAUGUCUAUUGUUAAUUUUUAUAUCGACAUUUGUUAUUAUAACCUCCAAUAUACAUUUAUAUUAAUUAGCUCUUGUAAAUCAAAGCCGUAUCUCUAUCGAAUCUAAUAUUCUUUGCCUUUUCGACUUAGACCUUUUAUAUCUGCCUAAAUCUAUUAUACAUAUCAUAUGAUUAAUCAUAUUAUAAGUAAAAUAUUCCUGAAAACGCUUAGAUAGACACUUAUAUUUUUUUAAUUCGUUAUCAUUACAUUUAUGUAUAUUUUUAAGGUUAGGAACAAAUAAUUCCCCCUCCUCCCUCUCCCCACCCUCGAAUAAACUUGCCACCAUCGAUUGUUCUUUUAUCAUGUGCCAAUUCUUCGUCGCUAUUUUAGAAAACAAUUUACUCUCACGACUGUCACGUGAUAAAUUAUAGCGUCUCUAACGAAAGUAUUCGAACGAUUCCGUGCCCGAAUUAUCUUCAGAUUGAUGAAUACAAUGUAUAAUAUAUAUAUAUAUAUAUACACAUACAUAUAUAUAUUGGAAAUUAUUACGUUCAAAUUAAUCCGAUAUUAGCGAUUAUAUUUCAAUAUUAUGUAGAUUAAAUUUCAAUAAAAAUCGACAACGUAUAUUUAAUUAAUAUUCUGUUUUUUCAAACUAUGUAUAUGUAUUUACAUACUGUAUGUAUUUACUUGUACAACCUACGAAAUGUAUAUGUAUGAACAUAUAUACAUACGCUUCGUUCAGUCUUUUAGAUUAUCGUUUAUCGAAAUAUACUUUUAUCGAUAAGAAUAAUGUUUUGUUCUUAUUUUUAAUAUUGGAUUAAAAUUUUCUAAAAGAAAAACAAGAAUAACUUAUAAGAUAAGAAUAAUUACCUAAUUUUCCUUAUAAAAUGAUCCCGACUCCUCGUGCGUUUGUCUCGACGAACUGCAUACUGGUUCUCUUUGCAUGUUCAAAUUCUUCCUGCUUUUCUAUUGGCUUAAAUUAAAUGCGACAUAAAAUAUUAAUUUUGAAUAUUUAAUAAUUUAUAAUAUUUAAUAAUGAUACAAAAAAGUAUAAGUUCUCUUAUUUAUAUUUUAUAAUCUUAUAAUAUUGUCUAUAUAAUCUUUUUAUCGUUUAUAUAAAUAUCAUUAUGAAAUUAUUAUAACCAGAAUUUCGUUUACUUAUUCGCGCGAAAAAUCAAAUGAACAAAGUACAUAUAAUUGAAAGGUUAUGUAAUUAUAAAAUUCGAAUGUUUUUUAUUUUUAUAUAUUUAUAUACAUAUAUAUAUAUAUUUUUUUUUUUAUAGAUAGAUAAUAAACUAUAACAGAUAAUAAUAGAUUAUCUUCCGUCCUUUGUUAUUUGAUUUUACAUUAUUUUAUGUAAAUCUUUUUUAAUUAAUAAAUAAGGCUGUUCCGUUACAGACUCUAAUAUUUUUGCUAUUGUUGAUUCUGUCAAAUUUUGAUAUGCUUCUUCUGCUACAAAAAAAAAAAAAAGAAAACAAAGAGGAUUAUACCCAAUAAUAUAAUAAAAUAAAUUGAUACUUUUGAAAAAGAAAAUCAAUUAAAUCAAAUAAUUACUUUUAACAAAUAUGUGUCCAAAGAAUUCGCACGCAGCUGAAUUAAACAAAGUUGUAUUUUUUACAUCAAAGUGUGACUUUCUUGCCCAAACGUAUGCCCGUACAUCAUCAUACACUUCUUUUGAAUUUAUAGUUUUUGCUCUUGUAACAUAUACAUUAUGUGCUAUCUGAUUCUUUUGUAGGUAAUUUACUAAUGAAAAUAUUGAAGAUACAAAAGUUUCUAUUUUCUUUGAAGAUGAUAAUUUAAAGCAAAAUCCUUUGCUAGGAAAAUUUUCUAAGAGGAACAAAGAACCUUGAUAUGGUUGUACGUCCUAAAACAAAUUUAAUUUUUAAAAUAAUUACAAUUGAUUUUUCUUUUUGAAAUAUAUUAUAUGUAUGAAUUAUUUACGAUAUAUUCAAGAACCAUGUUGUGCUUGAGGUAAUAUAAAUGCCAAUGUAAGUGAUUGACAGAAGCAAAAGCACAUAAACUAUUAAAUGCAAUCCUAAAGUACCUAAAAUAUCAAAGAAUGUUUUUAACUUAUAUUCACAUAUAAUAAAUUCGCAUAUAUAAUUUGAUGAAAUAUUUACGGUGAGCUGCUCAACAACAAUAUCUCAAUAGCUUUUUGAAGACUAUACCACGUAAUGCUCUGCGGAAGACAUUGCAAAUAUUUUAUAAUUAGUAAAGAAUGACACCAUUCAGUAGGGCUAACAUUAACUGCUAUGAUAUCACUAUCAUCUUCAUUUUCUAUCUUAAACAUUAUUUCACUUUUUGAUAAUUUAGUAAAGUUAAAUCUUGUUGGAUCAAAUGGCUGUAACAUUGUCGUAAUAUGUUCUGGUGCUCGUCUUUUAAAUGCUCUAUCAGGAUUAAGCUAAAAAAUUUAGAUACAUAUUUUACUAUGUACUAUAAAUAAAAUAUAUAGGUAAUGAGUCCUCUGAAAUAAAAUUAUAUAUACCUG